Messenger RNA from Protopterus annectens (West African lungfish), 4747 nucleotides. RefSeq names its product TAFA chemokine like family member 5 (gene TAFA5). Bases 1939 to 2316 code for a protein of 125 amino acids. Gene Ontology annotation, biological process: G protein-coupled receptor signaling pathway. The record is from RefSeq and is a predicted model, not a curated record. Gene Ontology annotation, molecular function: receptor ligand activity; G protein-coupled receptor binding. NCBI's taxonomy places the organism in Eukaryota, Metazoa, Chordata, Ceratodontiformes, Protopteridae. The transcript has 4 exons.
ACCCGUUCGAGAACUGGGAUCACUGGAGUUGUACUGAAGCGUAAGCGAGCACUCUGUGGUGUAGUAUGAACUUGAUAGCCCUCCAAAGAUGACGUGCAAGCCGUUUCACCAAGGUUUAAAAAAUUGUUGUUUUCCAGGUUUUCUCCGGCUUUAUCCAAAACGUUACAUUCAUUAAGUAAUAAUGUAGGCUACUGGUUCGAAUCACUUUCCAGGCUUAUAUGGAAACAACAAUGCCGGGGUGGGUACUCAAUACAUGCUUAACUUGGUGUUUGACUUGCAAGGAAGCGCGACGCUUUUUCUCUUGUCCUUUGUGUUUACACUGCAGCUUCACGGAAGAUAGCUAAAAAAGCCUGACAGUGCACAUUCCAAGAUGUUAUUUCCAUACAUAUAUACUUACAAGUUACAACUACAGGAUUAACAGGGCACUGCCUUUUUGAAUGCACCAUAUUGCAAUCCUUACUAUGUAACGUUUUCCAAAGACAACUGAGCAACAGUUUCAUAUAUGACCUCAAUAAACGUAUGCAAUUUAAUGCAUUUUGCAAAGCACUUCUAAUACUAAAUGGCAGAUCUAUUGCUAGGUGUGCUACUGUUUUGGGGGAACUGUCUUUAACAGAUCCAAGCAUGUUACAUUGCUACUUUCACUUAAGCAGCGUUUCCUUGCAGUAUAUUGACGAGGUGUGUUGGCGGAGUGUUCAGUAUUCCCGAAUCACUGUGAGGCUUUUGCGAAAUGUGCUGUGCGUUGCAUCACUGCGGGCAUCACUCGGAUGAACGGGCUGGAUGCAAAGAGUAACUAGUGUCACUGUCUGUUAGCCAGCUUUGUGAGCUUCCUUCAGGAGGGCGAGCUGACAGCUUUAAGACCACUAAGGUGGUGACGUCAAGGCGGGCAGAGAGCGAAAGUUGCGGCUGGGUUGCUGCAACGUUUAAAUAGCUAGCAUCGGAGCUGGGGACCCAAGGAGCAACGGCAACAGGACAUCCACCGCUACUGUCACUCUAUUUUGUGGUGGGGCUGCAGCUGCUGAAUAUUUGCAAAAAAAAAAGGUUUCCACAUCUAUCUAGAGACACUCGAGCAAGCCGUAACAGCAGUGAGAAAAAAUAGCUGAGCUAUUCUGAUCCCAACCCACUAACGUCGAGAAGAUGUUUGUUUUCCUCAUGGUUGCAUCGCAACCGUUGUUUAAGGAGCGGGACUUAAUAUUUUAGAAACUAGGUGAUGGGCGUGCUGCCUGGGGACUGAAUGCAAACAACGACCCAAUGCUCCCUCAAGCCUAAAAUUCCCUGACAUGCAUACUGCACUUAAAGCACAGUGAACCUGCAGACUUGGUGAGUAUGUUCCAAUAAGCAAGCCAGAAAAAAAUCUUCUGAAAAACAUUAGAUCGUCACUUUAGUUGCAUUGGAAAGGGGGGACUGCUCUGACAACCUCCAUGGAAUAAGACGUGAGGUUGAGUAGAGCGGGCAACGGUGAUAUUCUGAAGGGGAUGCAACCAGAGGGCCCACGCAUGCAGGAUUGCUGCUGUGCCAACAAGAGUCAGAGCUGAGCCUUUGCUUUUCUGGCUUUCAGAAGUCGAGCUACCUUUAUGUAUGUGUACUCAUGUACAGUUAACAGUAACCUUCUGAGGUGAAUGAUCAGCCUUCUCCAAGGGAAACACAUGAAGUACACCUGCGAGCCUUACUGAGUAGGAAUUACCCCUUACCAAUGUUGUGAGCUUUAUCAGCUUGAACUGCGUUAUGUUUGGUAGGUUAUUUAGUGGAGAAAAUACCAAUUCAUGGAUCAUGUGGAAUCUCCAGUUUCUAUUACGCACCUACACAAAAAUUUGAGACUUUAAUCCUCCGUUUUCCAUGUGUAUGGCUCUUAAGCAGACUGCCCUGCUAUAGAAACCUGGAUGAGUCCUGUUGGCGGUCAGCUGGGGCACUUUCUGGGUAUUUUAUGAGUCAGGAAUCACAAUGCAGCUCUUGAAAGCGAUUUGGGCAUUAGCUGGAGCAGUUAUUUGUUGUUUUCUUGUGAUUGUGAUUCACUCACAGUUUUUUAAAGAAGGUCAGCUUGCUGCAGGCACUUGUGAAAUUGUAACUCUGGACAAAGAUAACAGUCAGCCAAGAAGGACUAUAGCCCGACAAACAGCUCGGUGUGCAUGUAAAAAGGGCCAGAUUGCUGGCACAAUGAGAGCCCGGCCAGCAUGUGUAGAUGCAAGAAUUAUAAAGAUGAAACAGUGGUGUGAAAUGCUUCCAUGUUUAGAAGAUGAAGGGUGUAGUUUGUUAAUCAAUAAAUCAGGCUGGACCUGUACACAGCCCGGUGGGCGAAUAAAGACAACAACGGUCUCCUGACAAAGUAACAGCAACAGCGGCAGCAGAGAAUUCCCCCAGAAGUGGUACAAGCUUUGUCUGAGCUGUUUACCUUACCAACUUCACUGCUGUGGAUCUCAUCCGUUUUACGUCAUUAGCUCAAAUGUUUGUUCUCUGUAUUGCAUCAAAAACAGCAUAUACUUUCUUUACGUUACAUGCUGAAAUCAUUUUUUGCAUCAUACAUCAAACUACUGGACAGAGGAAUAUCAGAAUUAUGCUUGGGCAUUAGCAAUAUACAUCAUGGUUAAAUUUUCAUCAGUGGUAUAAGUCAUCACCGGACAUGAUAUUUUCUGCUUUCUGAAUCUGAAGAGCUACUGAAUUAGAAGGUUAACUUUUUUGCCAAUCAGCCUUAGAGAAAGGACUGCAUUUGCUCAUUGGUGGACAUUUAGAGAUGUGUAUGAUAAGUAAAAAUACAAAGCAAGACGUUUUCUUGGGUACUGGAUUUUCUGGAUUACAUUAAUUUGCCUGUACUCCCAAUACAGUAAUAGACCAAAGAACAAAGUAUAAAUAUAUAUAUAUAUAUAUAUAUAUAUAUAUAUAUAUAUAUAUAUAUAUAUAUAUAUACAUAAAUAAAAUGGACACAAUCCCAUUGUGGACAAGAUUAAAUGGCUUAAACUGUAGGGGUCCCCAGGAAGAUAGAUUUUCAUUGAUGAAAUAAUGCAGACCAGGGUAAGUCUUUAUUAAGCACUACAGAUGCUGGAAACUGGUCAAGAAAAAAAAACAUCAAAAGAAUUUAUUGGAGCAUGGAGACAAAAGUAACAGCCUGUUUUAUAAAAUAAAAAAAAAAAAAAAAAACAUGCUGUAUAAAGGCGCUGUUGUUUCCUCUGUACUUGGAGUGACUUUCUCAUACUAAACAUAUGUUCAGUUUAACAAGUGAGAGAUCUAUCUUCUACAGUUCCACUUUUGAUAGCUAAAGUUGGAUAUUAUUUGCAGAGAGUUUAUUUGGUCAUCAGAUAUGACCAGUGUUUCAGCUGAUAGACCGCUUGACUCCAGAAAGCAAACUAAAGCAAACAUAACUUGUUUGAAAAAGAUCAUUAAAUGUAUUUUGAGAAGCCUAAAAUUAUAUAUUUAACAGUUUUUAUAUGUUGUAUAUUUGUAGAAAAUCCUAUUUAACAAAGAAUGUGGUCACUUUACCAGUCACGGCAGUGGUCCAGCAUUUUGUUCAUACCUUCAGUUGUCUCUGAAAUGACUGGUGUAGUUUGCUUUCUUCCAUUGGAAAAUCUUUUGAAAAUGACCACAAGGAAUGCAGUAGAAUGAAACAAAAACAGAAACAAAGAAUAAUGUUUAUAUAUCACAUAAAUGCAUCCAACCCAUUGCGCCAAUGGAAGACAGAUUUUGUGUUUAUGUACUGUUAAAAUGGAGUGAACAAAAUUUUAAUAAUUUUUCUUUCACGUUUCCGUUUUGUUACCCACUACAUGACACAUGGUUUACAAAAAAAUGCUUUGCCUCAGCAGGACUGUAUUUGUAAGAAAUGUAGCUGCUAUUGGUGUUUUAGUAUGUGUGACUGGAGAGACAUCUGUUCUGACACUUCAGCUUUAGUAGAGAGUUUCGACAUGACUUUCUAGCAGGACAUACAGCAAUAAUGCCCCCUUCUUUCAAUUUUAGGAAAUACCCUUUAGAUAUAUGCAUGGCAUGGUAUAAAGAAAGGAGCCUUAGACAAAUAACUUGUCGUUUUUCAUAUAGAACUAUAAAAGAUAUGAAACUUUACACACUGGUUGAAAUAGCUCUCCAAUGCUUUUCAAGAAAUGUUUGUCAUAGUACACAAGUGUAUACUGUUCACAUAUAAGGGAGAUCAUAAACAUACCCAAAUGGAACAAACAAAAAAUAUUUUUCCCCUAAUCCAUUGCCACUGAAGGAAACUUGUUAACAUUAUUGUAUUAAAGCUCAGUACUAUGGAUUUCAUUACAGAUGGCACACAUACAAAUUAAUUUUAUUUCCAUUAAUUGAUAUUUUGCUGUAGUACAUGCAUAUGGAAUUCAGACUGCAAGGUCACCAUUCUCAGCUUCAGUAAUAUUUAUUCAUGUUCAUUCCACCAGCAUUAUCAGCAAACCUAAAUCCAUUAGCUAUAAGUGUCCAAUACCUAAUGAAUCCUGGAAGCAGAGGUGUGAGUGGUGUGAUAAAAAGUGGCAAACAAUCAAAAUUCAGCCUGAAGGUCAAGCAGGUAGCUCUUUCCACCAAAAAUAUAUUGCUGUUGAUUUCACUUCACUGAAUAAUUGGGUUGUUUUGCCUGAUUUAGUGAGCACAGAAAAAUACACAGAUGUCUUGUGCAUUCUAUUUUAUUUGACACUUUCUAGUGUACUAAAUGCCUUUACCUAGUGCCACCUAUUUAAAACAUCACUUUUGUUACUUUAUUUUCUUUUGUGUUCUAUAUGAUGCAGCUAAAUUAUGGAAAUAAAAUCAAACCCUUUUAUAA